Hemisphaericaspora subhashii is the source of this 915-nucleotide messenger RNA. It is a transcript of the gene MIR1, whose product is annotated as Mir1p. The record is from RefSeq and is a predicted model, not a curated record. The transcript has a single exon. Bases 1 to 915 code for a protein of 304 amino acids. Gene Ontology annotation, molecular function: phosphate transmembrane transporter activity. Gene Ontology annotation, cellular component: mitochondrial inner membrane. Lineage: Eukaryota; Fungi; Ascomycota; Pichiomycetes; Serinales; Debaryomycetaceae. Gene Ontology annotation, biological process: mitochondrial phosphate ion transmembrane transport.
AUGUCUGAAAAGCAAAUCCCUCAAUUCUCAGUCAAAGACUAUGCUUCUUUCGCUUUAGCCGGUGCCAUGGGUUGUGGUCUUACCCACGGUGCUAUGACUCCAAUUGAUGUUGUCAAAACCAGAAUUCAAUUAGAACCAACUGUCUACAACAAAGGUAUGUUUGGUUCUUUCAGACAAGUCAUUGCCAGUGAAGGUGCCGGUGCUCUUUUAACUGGUUUAGGUCCAACUGUUUUAGGUUAUUCUUUACAAGGUGCCUUCAAAUUCGGUGGUUAUGAAUUAUUCAAAAAGACCUUUAUUGAAAACUUAGGUUUUGACACUGCUAAACAAUACAAGAACUCUAUCUAUAUUGGUUCUGCUGCUUUAGCUGAAUUCUUUGCUGAUAUUGCUUUAUGUCCUUUGGAAGCUACUAGAAUCAGAUUAGUUUCUCAACCAACCUUUGCCAAUGGUUUAAUUGGUGGUUUCUCAAGAAUCUUAAAGGAAGAAGGUGUUGGUUCUUUCUAUAACGGUUUCACCCCAAUCUUAUUCAAACAAAUUCCGUAUAAUAUUGCUAAAUUCUUGGUUUUCGAAAGAGCCGCCGAAGCCAUCUAUGCCGCUAUCCCAACCCCAAAGAAAGAUUUAUCCACCUCCGCAUCCACUGCUGUUAACUUAGGUGCCGGUAUUAUCGCCGGUUGUGCCGCCGCUAUUGUUUCUCAACCUGCUGAUACUUUAUUAUCCAAGGUUAACAAGACCAAGAAGGCUCCAGGUCAAUCCACCGUUGGUUUAUUGGUUCAAUUAGCUAAGCAAUUAGGUUUCGCUGGUUCUUUCACCGGUUUACCUACCAGAUUGGUUAUGGUUGGUACUUUAACCUCUUUACAAUUCACCAUCUAUGGUUCUUUAAAGAAAACCUUAGGUUGUCCUCCAGCCGUUGAAUUAUAA